This is a messenger RNA of Schizosaccharomyces cryophilus OY26, 850 nucleotides long. Its product is annotated as cytochrome c1 heme lyase. Gene Ontology annotation, biological process: cytochrome c-heme linkage. Gene Ontology annotation, cellular component: mitochondrion. Gene Ontology annotation, molecular function: holocytochrome-c synthase activity. The transcript has 2 exons. The coding region runs from base 50 to 706 and encodes 218 amino acids. The record is from RefSeq and is a predicted model, not a curated record. NCBI's taxonomy places the organism in Eukaryota, Fungi, Ascomycota, Schizosaccharomycetes, Schizosaccharomycetales, Schizosaccharomycetaceae.
UUAUUGCCAGUCAAAGGCAGCAUCUGGUAAAUUACCCAUUUCCCUUGAAAUGACAGAAACCCAGGAAGACUCCCAAGAAACUCAAUGUCCAGUAUCGCCAGAAGUUCGCGAAGCUUGGCUUAAAAGCCAAUCCAACAAAAACAGAUCCCAACCUAACGCAUCGGCAUCGCCUGUUGAACUUCCAACGGAUCGGGAAAUAUCAGGAAUUCCUAAGUUACUAACAGAUCCCAACAGUGAGAAAGAAGAAAAAUGGAUAUACCCUUCUCAGAAAAUGUUUUUUGAAGCCAUGCAACGAAAGAAUUGGAAUCCUAACGCGAGCGACAUGAAGACGAUUGUUCCUAUACAUAAUGCAGUCAACGAGAAAGCCUGGCAGGAAAUUCUGGAUUGGGAAAAAGGAUGGGGAUCGGAAUCUUGUGGGGGACCCAAACUCGAAAAAUUCCAAGGCGACGUAAAGAAGCUAACCCCAAAGGCUCGGAUUCUUGGCUUGUUGGGUUAUAACAAACCCUUUGACCGACAUGACUGGUUAGUCGAUAGGUGCGGUAAAAAGGUUUGUUAUGUAAUAGAUUUUUAUAAUGGACGUAGUGUACAAGGAGUCCCAAGUAUGUAUCUUGAUGUUCGUCCAAAACUUACUGCUCACGGUGCCUGGAUGCGCCUUUACCGUUGGUCCAGUCAGGCUAUCUUUCAAGGAAAGACUGACCAACAAUAAACUGAAUAAUCUAAAACAAUCUCCUCUCUUUAGAUAUAUUAACAGCGUUUAACGACGAUAGUUCCUUAUUAAAGAAAAAGAAAAACAAGACAUCCGUCUUUUUUAAUCUGUUCUUGUUAAUGAAGUUAAUACCCGUAUCAAUUC